AUGGCAGCUCUGGCGGCGCUCGUCGUCGGCAUUGCGGUCGUUGCGCUAGCACAUUGUUCAGUCGCUGCUGGCACGGCGGCUCCGCCGCCUAAGGGCCCGGUGACGUACGUGUUCGGCGACUCGAUGUCGGAGGUGGGGAACAACAACUACUUCCAGCUCUCCCUCGCCAAGGCCAACUACCCAUGGUACGGCAUCGACUACCCCAAGGGCGUCGCCACCGGGAGGUUCACCAACGGAAGAACCAUCGGAGACUACAUGGAUGCCAAGUUUGGCAUCCCGUCCCCGCCGCCGUUCCUCUCCCUGUCGAUGGCCGACGACGACGACUUCCUCACCGGCGUCAACUUCGCGUCUGGCGGCGCCGGCAUCCUGAACGAGACUGGCGUCUACUUUGUCGAGUACUUCUCCUUCGACCAGCAGAUAUCGUGCUUCGAGAGCGUGAAGAAGGCGAUGAUCGCCAAGAUUGGCAAGGAGGCCGCCGAGGAGACUGUCAACGCCGCAAUGUUCCAAAUCGGGCUCGGGAGCAACGACUACAUCAACAACUUCCUGCAGCCGUUCAUGGCGGACGGCACGACGUACACGCACGACCAGUUCAUCCGCCUCCUCGUCGCCACUCUGGACCGGCAACUCAAGAGGUUGUACGGGCUUGGGGCGCGGAAGGUGGCGUUCAAUGGCCUCCCCCCGCUCGGCUGCAUCCCGGCGCAGCGGGUGAAGUUGGCCACGGGGGAGUGCCUGGAGCACGUGAACAGCUACGCCGUCCAGUUCAACGCCGCCGCCAAGAAGCUGCUCGACGGCAUGAACGCCAGGCUGCCCGGCGCGCAGAUGGGGCUCGCCGACUGCUACUCCGUCGUCAUGGAGCUCAUCCAGCACCCGCAGAAACACGGGUUCACGACGUCCGACACGUCGUGCUGCGGCGUGGACACGAAGGUAGGGGGCCUCUGCCUGCCGGACUCGACGCCCUGCCGCGACCGCAAGGCCUACGUGUUCUGGGACGCGUACCACACCUCGGACGCCGCCAACCGGGUCAUCGCCGACCGCCUCUGGGACGACAUGACCAGUGCCAGCGCCGGCGCUCCGGCUCCUCGCGCCAGGGCACCCGGCCCAGCGGCUGCGCCGGCCCCGUCUCCGUCUCGGGCUUAA
Molecule: messenger RNA, 1137 nt
Organism: Lolium rigidum
Lineage: Eukaryota; Viridiplantae; Streptophyta; Magnoliopsida; Poales; Poaceae
Product: GDSL esterase/lipase At5g37690-like
Exons: 6
Coding region: 1-1137 (378 amino acids)
Molecular function (GO): hydrolase activity, acting on ester bonds
Source: RefSeq, a predicted model, not a curated record